Molecule: messenger RNA, 4455 nt
Organism: Musa acuminata AAA Group (dessert banana)
Lineage: Eukaryota; Viridiplantae; Streptophyta; Magnoliopsida; Zingiberales; Musaceae
Product: protein NLP1
Exons: 4
Coding region: 738-3662 (974 amino acids)
Molecular function (GO): DNA-binding transcription factor activity; protein binding
Source: RefSeq, a predicted model, not a curated record
ACUUUGCUUGGGUUAUUUUAUGGAGAGUUGCUGAUGGUUGGAGAGCCCAAUGGUGGUGGGGACCAAUAUGGAAAGAUUCCGAGAGCACAGAGCCAAGCUUGAUGACAACAAAACUUGUGUCAAUCAUGCAUUCAUCCAUCGGGAUUCACUUGAGAUCCUUUGGGGAGAAUCAGGGCAUGGAAGGGGAGGUCAGGGCCUGUGUGCAAGGUGAUCUGGGGUUUGUGGCAGGGAAGAGGAGGAGUUCAUGGUGAGCCCUUCUUCUUGAACCACAUCAACCGGGCUUCCGAGCAGAAAGCCCCCCUCUUGGAUUUAUCUGAACGGGAAAAGGUGCGUCUUUUUCUUCUCUUGGGGGGAUGUGUGGCUCAGAGGGGAAAGGAAACCCCUUGUUGGAAUAAGUCCCCUAAAGAUUAGCUUUUGCUCCACCAGCUGCUCUCUUUUCUCCAAGGUGUGCUUGCAUCUGUAGUUAGUGGUUCUUAUUCUUUCCUUGGAUUCUUGCGUUGAGCUUGAAGGAAUUGAUAUCUGCUUUUCCACAACGAGAAUCUCUUGUUGUGCCUGCAAUCUUGACCAGCACAGUGAGUGAAAUGCUCGUCGUUCAUGUGCCAGAUUGCAGUUAGGAAGUCAUUGAGUGUUGAUUGUUUCUGCUUGGCUGGAAUUUCUGGUAUCUCUUGAUGACGAUGAUGAUGAUGCAGUUCUUGGGGUAUGGUUUUAGUAGGUUCAUGUGGUGAGAGAUUUCAGUGAUGGAAGCUGUUCCUCAGCCUGAUAAUUCGCGUCUGGUUGGUAUCGAAGAGAUCUCGGUGAUGGAAGCUGUUCCUCAGGCUGAUACUUCGCUGGGGCGCAAUCUCGCAGAUGGUGCUGCUGAUUUGGAUUUGCUGGAUCAGCUGCUCUCAGGAGAUGGCUGGAUGGAAUUUCCUGAUUGCCCUGAUGCCUUGCAAGCUGGUACUCCUGACUCCAUGAGCCCCUUCAAUUCUUUGAGCUUUUCGCCUCUCUUUGAGGUCAGCAAUAGUAGUCCCAAUCCAGAUCGACUGGAUGGUUGUAACCAAGAUGAUAUAGGAAGGUCAGUUGUAUCUACAUGUCCUCCUCCGGAUGAAACCCGGGCUGAAAACAUCGACAAAAAGCAAUCCCUCAAUCCAAGUUCUGUUAGACGGAUCAUGCUUUCAGUCGACUCUGGUGAUCUAUGUUCAACAAGCCCGAGCUCUGCACCAGGAACAAGCUGGUGGAUUCAACCAAGGGAGUCUAAUUUUUCUGUAAAAGAGAAAUUCAUGCAGGCACUUAAUUACAUCAAGGAGAAUCAAAGGGAAGGUGAUGCCCUAGUUCAGUUAUGGGUGCCUGUUAAGAGAGGAGACCAAUUGAUUCUUACAACCUACAGUCAACCUUUCUUACUAAACCGAAAAUGUGAGAAACUCGUGAAUUAUCGAGAGGUCUCCGUAAACUACCAGUUCUCAACUGAGGAGAACUCUGGCAAGGCAUUAGGCUUGCCUGGCCGGGUGUUUCUAGGAGGAUUGCCGGAAUGGACGCCGGAUGUUCGGUUAUUUAGCAGCUAUGAGUAUCCACGUGUAGAUUAUGCCCAGCGGCUUGAUAUUCGUGGCAGUAUAGCACUUCCUGUUUUUGAUCAGGGUAAUCGAUCUUGCUUGGGUGUUGUGGAGGUUGUCAUGACGACACAAAAGAUAAAUUACACUUAUGAACUCCAGAAUAUUUGCAGUGCUCUUCAGGCAGUUGAUCUUAGGAGCUCGGAAGUUGCGAGUGUUCCACGCUUUAAGGUAAGUAGUGGUUCAUACCAAGCUGCUUUACCUGAGAUUCUAGAGGUUCUAAAAGCUGUUUGCAGGAUGCACAUGUUACCAUUAGCUCAAACUUGGAUUCCGUGCAUUCAACAAGGUAAAAAGGGCAUCCGCCAUUCCGAUGAAAACUAUGGGUAUUGUGUCUCCACUUGUGAUGAUGUUUGUUGUGUGAAUGACCCUUCUAUGACCGGAUUUCAUGAGGCCUGUUCUGAGCAUCACUUGCUAAGGGGACAAGGUGUAGCUGGUAGAGCUUUCACUACCAAUCAACCAUGCUUUGUGUCAGAUGUUACUGCUUCCAGUAAGACAGAGUAUCCACUUUCUCACUAUGCCAAGAUGUUUGGUUUAAGAGGUGCAGUUGCAAUACGCCUGCGAAGUAUUCUAACUGGAAAUGCUGACUUUGUAUUGGAAUUCUUUCUACCUGCUAAUUGCAUACUGAUCGAAGAGCAGAAACGGAUGCUAAAUUCAUUGUCAGGCACUAUACAACAAGUUUGCCAAACUUUACGGGUUGUCACAUCUAAGGAGCUGGCAGAUGAGGCUAUGUUACUAGUGAGUGAAACAAUUCCUAAUUUUUGGUUGGCAAAAUCUUCUUCUGAAGCAGAACCAGGACAAAAAUGUGACACUGACACUUCACUGGAAGCUCAUAAGACGGGAGUGUAUGAGAAUACACCACCUUGGUUCACAAGUGCAAUGGGAGACUCAAAUAAGAAAAUAAGCCAUGUUUUUGAAUUUAAGAAGCAUGGAGUUGAACGAUUUAGUAUUACGACUGACAGAGAUCACACUGAGGUGGUAUUGCCUGCAGAAAAGAUAUCCUCAAAGCUUAGGCAGCAUGAACAAGGCUUUGCAAAAGAUAUAAGUGAUAAUGAGAAUUCUUUCAAUUUUGAUAGUAGCUGUUCUGAGGCUACAAGAACAACAGAAAAGAGGCGCAGAAAAACAGAGAAGACUGUCAGUUUGGAAGUUCUUCGUAAAUAUUUUGCUGGUAGCUUGAAAGAUGCUGCAAAGGGCAUUGGUGUGUGCCCUACUACUCUGAAAAGAAUAUGUAGGCAGCACGGGAUAACUCGCUGGCCUUCACGAAAGAUAAAAAAAGUGGACCACUCCUUGAGGAAACUGCAAGUGGUUAUUGAUUCAGUUCAUGGUGCAGAUAAAGCCAUUCAACUCAGUUCCCUUUAUAAGGAUUUCACAACAGCACCUGUCUCAGAUAAGAAUUCAUCAGGAGACUUCCCAGUUUCCAGACCAAAUCAAAAUGAUCAUCCAAAUGCUGACCAUCAAGACCUAGAUGCUAAAAUAAUCCAACCCAAUUUGUCAUCUUCUCACUCAUCAUCAUCAUGCAGUCCAACAUCCACCUCAAGUCUCUCUUCUUCAAGUGGCGAAAAACAGUGUAAUCAGAGUGCUGAACCAAGAAUGAAGCAAGAAGUUAACAUGGAGGAAAAGAUUAUUGACAUUCUUCAUGGAACAAAUGGUCAGAUGGAUUUGCAUCUUCCAACUAAAAGCACACAGUUAUCUCCUAAUAGAUUUCAACAUCCAAAGUCACUCAGUGAGCAUUGUUCUUCUGGAAGUUUGUCUCCUUCAGAUAGUAAUAGAAGCAGUUGGAUCAGAGUAAAAGCCACAUAUGGUGCAGAAAAGGUUAGGAUGCGGCUACAUCCUGCUUGGGGCUUCGAAGACUUGAGACAAGAGAUCUUAAAGCGGUUCAAUAUAGGCAUUGAGCAUUCAGUAAAUCUCAGGUACUUCGAUGAUGAGUCAGAGUGGAUUUUACUAGCAUGUGAUGCGGAUCUUCAGGAAUGCAUCCAUAUCUACAGAUUAUCAGGUGCUCAGACAAUAAAUAUUUCUGUCCAUCCAGUCGCUAGUACUCUGAUCAGAACAUCGUCAUGCGGCACAGGAUUGAGUUCAUGAUUAAGAGCCUCUAAUCUCAACCAAAAUUGGUCUUUCAAAAAUGGAAUUUCAAAGUUAACAUAAUCUUUGCAAUGAUCUAUGGCCAAAAAGAAGGAGCCUGGAUUUUUCAGCAAUUGACUGAGGAACAUGCUAAAGCUGCACGGAGAGACACAAAAAAAAUGUGUGAUAGCCUGAUUAUCGGCCUUGAGUCCAUAGUUUGACGGUACCAGAAUUGCUUGAAAUUGGUAGAAGUUGAGGACGGACUUGGGAUUUGGGACUAAGUUUUUCUUUUGUUGCUCGAGUGUCUACUGAAGCUUGGAGGGUUCGGAGAUCUGUAAGGCCUUGAAGAUGUUAUUUCGAUGCAUCGAGUAUCAGCCCGACGGUGAGUGAUUACCUAAAGGAACUUCGAUCGUGAACAAAGUGAGCUACUUGUAAAAUAGCCACUCAAUGGCUCCUUUGAGUGAUGGAAUAAACAUUUGAUGUUCCUACUGGCAGCAGGCAAGUUAAAGAAAUUGAUGCCACAGAAGCUAUACCAUCAAUCACAACAGUUAUAUCGGCCCCAAGAAGCCUAAAAACAGAUUGACGAAAGCCCCUUGGAAUCAGAACGGUUCCAGAGCUAUAGAAAUCCCAACCGCAAGGCAAUUGGAGCAGUAUUCUUUUGUGAUCAUUAGGUCUCAUGUCAUAGUUUGACCAUUUCGACUUUCAUGUCUCCAUCUUUAAGCCAUAUAUUGAUAGCAUCAUGACUUAAAAGUCUUGAGAUGUUUGACGUGGAAUGCUUAUAUUUCAUUGGAAUGCUUAGAUUACAUUCCAUGCA